This is a messenger RNA of Elaeis guineensis (African oil palm), 1356 nucleotides long. Its product is annotated as UPF0481 protein At3g47200-like. NCBI's taxonomy places the organism in Eukaryota, Viridiplantae, Streptophyta, Magnoliopsida, Arecales, Arecaceae. The record is from RefSeq and is a predicted model, not a curated record.
CUGAGGGAACCCGAUUGGAGGUGCGAGAGAGGAAGAGGGUCGAUCGUGAUGGCCACCACGCCUAUCCUAGUAACCGAGACCUGCAGCGCUCCGGAUAGCACAAAAGAACUGCUGAUCUCCAUAAUAGAGGAGAGAAAGAGCAAGCUUCAGAUAAGCGAGGCGCCGGAACCCCUCCGCAAGCCUCAGAUCUGCAAGGCCCCUGAGCUCCUCCGCAAGGACGAGAAGAGCGCCAAGUCUUUCGACCCCGAGGUGGUGGCCAUCGGCCCCUACCACCGCGGCAGGGCCCAUCUCGUGCCAGCGGAAGACCACAAGCGAACCGCAGCAGUCAAGUUCACGUCAGCCAGUAAGCAUUCCAUCGAUGACUUUUAUGACAAGAUCAAAAAGGUGGCUGCGGAAGCAAGAGAAUGCUAUGCUGAUGCAUUCGAUCUUACGGAGGAGGAGUUCACCCUAAUGUUGUUCUUCGACGGCUGCUUCGUGCUCCACUUCAUCGACUGCUAUGUCCGGGGAGAAAUGGAGGAGGUCACAAUGAGCAUUCACCUCCACGGCUUCAUCGUAAGAGACAUGUUCUUGCUCGAAAACCAGCUCCCCUUCGUCGUGCUCGAUGCCCUGAUCAGCCUGAAGCCAGUCAAGCUCGAUGAUUUUUUUCUCAAGAUCAUCGGGACGGAGCUCAAGCCAUUAUCCUCAGCCACGCGAGAUCCAUAUCACCUCCUCGACCUUCUUCGAACAAAGCUCUUGGGGACUGCGACGGGGCAGCAGCAACAACUUGGCCCAGGGCCGGAGAACUUGCACUUGUUCCGCUCGGUGAAGGAGCUUCGCGAGGUCGGGAUCAGGUUCCGGCAGAGCAAGAAAGACCACUUGAGCGCCAUCGAUUUCAAACCCUGCGCCGUGUGGGGGACGCUGUCGCUUCCAAAGAUCGUCGUCGAUGACCUGACUCGGUCGCGGUUCUUGAACAUGAUCGCCCUCGAGAUGUAUCUGGGCAGCGCGGGCGACUACGGGAUCACGUCGUUCGUGUGGUUCCUCGACUGCCUCAUCGACCGGGCGGAAGAUGUGCGGGAGCUGCGAGAGGAAGGGAUACUGCUCAACGCGCUCGGGAGCGACGAGCAGGUGGCGGAGCUCUUCAACGAGCUCGCCACCAACUUGGCGCCGGAUUACAGGGCCUACAGCGACGUGUUGAACCGGAUCAGCACGCACCGCAGUAACAAGUUUAAGGUCUCUAUUUACACGUUCCUGCACACCCAUUUCAGCAGCCCAUGGACGGCCAUUGCCUUCGUUGCUGGGGUGUUUCUUCUAAUCCUAUCAGUGAUACAGACCAUCUUCACUAUCUUUCCCCGCAGUCAAGAUAAAGGAGGUUCUUAA